UUGGUUUGCUGACGGCUGCUGCACUGCAACCUUGCAGGCGACUGAACCAGCUGUCUCCCGAGUCUGCCUCUAGGUCUCCAUUAUUAAGGAAAUUGAGAGGCGGAGAAUACGAGUGUGUCGAAGAGGAAGUUAAAGAGAGAGAACAGCGACAGACAAAAUGCUGUUCAGGGCAAGCGAGCGCUGUUUACUUCAGCUGGGGCGGCGGUAUGUGUAUGCUGCAUCACUCUCCACCCAGACAGGUCAGAAAGUUAUCACGCUGGAUAAUAUGAACCCUCAGGUGAAGAAAAUGGAGUAUGCAGUGCGUGGGCCGCUGGUCAUCCGAGCUACGGCAAUUGAGAAGGAGCUGGAGGCGGGUGCAAAAAAACCCUUUAAGGCUGUUACCAAGGCCAAUAUUGGUGAUGCUCAUGCCAUGGGCCAGAAACCCAUCACAUUCCUAAGACAGGUCCUGUCACUUUGCUCAAUGCCCAGCUUAUUAGAAAAUUCUAGCUUCCCUGAAGAUGCAAAAGAGCGGGCCCGAGGUGUCUUGGCGGGCUGCAAGGGCUCUUCUCUUGGUUCUUACAGUGAUUCUCCUGGUAUUGAGAUUAUCCGACGACAUGUAGCUGAUUACAUACAGCAAAGGGAUGGCCAGCCGUCAUCAUGGGAAGACAUUAUCCUGUGUGCUGGGGCAUCCGAAGGCAUCAGGAGCAUAAUGAAGUUGAUGGUGCAGCGUGAGAAUGGAAACAGGCCAGGUGUUAUGAUCCCCAUCCCUCAGUAUCCCCUCUACUCUGCCAGUAUUGAUGAAUAUGAUUUACACCAGAUUGGCUACUACUUGGAGGAAUCAACCAACUGGGGUCUUGACAUGGCUGAGCUGGAGCGAGCAUACACAGAAGCCAAGAAAGUGUGUCAUCCCAAGGCUCUGGUGGUGAUCAACCCUGGCAAUCCCACUGGUAAUGUGUUACCACGGGAGAAUAUUGAGGCCGUCAUCAAAUUUGCCCAUGAAAGGAAACUCUUCUUGUUUGCUGAUGAGGUGUACCAGGAUAACAUAUAUGCCGAUGGAUGUGUGUUCCAUUCCUUCAAAAAAGUCAUGAAGGAGCUUGGUGAACCUUACUGCCAUAUGGAACUGGCUUCCUUCAUGUCCUGCUCUAAAGGGUACAUGGGAGAAUGUGGUCUUCGCGGUGGGUACGCGGAGGUCAUUAACCUUGAUCCAGACGUGAAGGCAAUGUACCUCAAGAGUAUUUCUGCCAAAUUGUGUCCCACCACUCUGGGCCAAGCUGCAAUGGAAUGUGUUGUGAACCCACCAAAGAAAGGUGAUCCAUCCUAUGAUCAGUUUAUAUCAGAGAAGUCUGCUGUGUUGUUGUCCCUGGCCCAGCGUGCCAAGAUGGUGGUGGAAACGUUCAACUCAGUGCCUGGCAUGUCUUGCAACACUGUGCAGGGAGCCAUGUAUGCCUUCCCACAGAUCCAUCUCCCACCUAAAGCAAUAGAGGCAGCCAAGGCAGCUGGCCAACUACCAGAUGUGUUUUAUGCAUUCCAGCUGCUGGAGAACACUGGAAUAUGCAUUGUUCCAGGUUCUGGGUUUGGCCAACGUCCUGGAACUUAUCACUUUAGAACCACAAUCCUGCCACAACCUGAGAUGCUCAAGACCAUGCUGGAGAAAUUCAGAGAAUUCCAUACAAGUUUUGUGAAGCAAUAUCAGUAGAGAGGAGGAGGAAGAGAAUCCCAUGCCUUACUUAAAUCUAAUGAGUCUCCAUCCUCAGCAAGUGUUUCAUUCAAACCAUGAAGCACAAGCCUGCUUCCACUGUGCUUCCUUCACCAUUCACCAGCCACUACUCUUCAAGCUCUACACUUUUAUUCUAAUUCAUAAGAAAUUUAAUUAUGUGCACUUGUUGUCUCAGCACAAACUUUGAUAUUCAGCUCACAGGAAGGAGCAGCCUAUCUCUUGUAAAUGUUUUGUAUAUAUUAAAACCAAUGUUCUUUUUCUUUCUUUUUUUUCACUAAAUUAAUUUGUAAGGAUGGGAAUCACGUUUCUAUGAAUUUGUUAUUUAGUACUCAAAAACAUUUCAAAAGGUUAUUUUCUUAUGUAAUUAUUGAUAAAAACAAAUACAUCUUCCUAUUCUAGAAUUUUCAACAUUUCCAGCCAUUGUGGCAGAUUCUCCUGGCUCACAGAUGAUCACAUUGCCAUGCAGUGCCAUCACUGAAGAUAAAUUAAGAAGUGUACUUAUUAUUUUUGCUGAUUCUCAAACUUCAUAAAUUUUUUAAUCACAUUGGCAUACACAGUGCAACCUCUGAGGAUACAACACAGUUUACCUCUUCCCAUGACAGAUUCUCCCAGUUUAUUGAUUAUCAUUUUGGCAUGUAAAGCAUCCUCUGAGGAUGCAAAAAAGUAUACCUAUUCUCAUGGCAGAUUUUUCUGUCCAUAAAUUUCCACAAUAGCAUGUAGUGCAAUACUGAAUGAUACUCAAAAAGUGUCCCUAUUCUUUCAGCUGGUUCUCCUAGUCCUUGAAUUUUUUUUUAUUCAUAUGGCAUGCAUUACAGUAUUUGCAGAAAGUCUUGACACCAUUGGGUCGGCGUCACAUUGUUUUAUGAGACCUACCAGGGUUGUAAAGUGGGGCUGAACAGCUAACUGAGAUGACUCACACACUGGUGCUUGUGCUUGAGAGAGUAGAAGCUUGCCAGUUAGUGAUCCAAAAAAGAUCAGGACAUCUUGCCUUCACGGAAUUGUAGUUGUGAGCCUCAACCACUUAUCAUGAAAAGAAAUUAUGUUGAUUCUUUGGUGUUAAGACUUUCUACAAAUACUGUACAGUCUUUGAGUAUACACAAAAAUGUGUACCUAUAAUUUUUGCCAGUUGCACUGAAAAUCUCUUUGGAAACAGUGCAUGUAGUAAUCAAACAUCAUGUAAGUUUCACAUAGAUAAAAACUUGGCUUCCAUUAUGGAGGCUCCACUGUCUGAUUUUGUUGUAGUUACACAUAAAUCCAGUCAGCAAUUUUCUUACAUCAUUACUGAAUUCUCUUUGUGUCUUGUAUGUAAUAAGAAUACCAUUGGCUGUGAAGUCACAAUCCUUGUCUUACAGUUUAGCAGAAUUUCAUUAGGUUUAUGAAUGUUGCCACAAAAGUCAUGCUAUAAAAAUGUCUGUUUUGUGUUCAAUGAAAUCACCACCACCAGUGACUGACCAGUGUUGUGGAGUGGAGAUGAGCAAGAAUCGAGAGGCAAGGACAGAGGACAAGAUUUUCUCUGGCCAUGAUGAUCAGCAGUGAACCGUCCAGUUGUUGAUUACAACAGAUGAAUCACUAAUUGAUCUCAUCUCAUUUCACAGAAAAAGAAGAAAAGAUUAGAAAAUCUAGGGCACUCCUAGAAAAGUUAUUUAUUCCUAAAUAAGAAUUUUGUCGGGUAUGAAGGAUAGGUUUCAAUAUGCAAUAUGGUGAUGGUUAGUGGUGAAGUGUUCUACAUCAAUGUAUCGCAAAAAUUUAGGACACUUCUAAAAAAGAAAUUGACCAAUAGGAUAAGAGUUUUGUUUACAAAGGAAAAAUAAAGUUCAAGAUGUUUAUGAUAUGGCUUAGGGCUCAUUGUCAAGCCAUUAUCCACAUUUAUGGUUGUGAUGGUAAACAUUUACAAAUGUAAGAACAUAAGACUAUAGGGAAGUGGCAAGGAUCCACGGAGCAGUCACUGUGUAUCUGUGAUCUGAUUAAAGGUGACAUCCACAUCCAUGCCACACACAAACAAUAUUUUGUGGUGAAUGUACAAAGUGAGACUGAAAAGAAAGAAAGGACAGACUCCCUAUUACCCAAGGAGUCACCACAUCAUAUAGCAUAUAGCAAAUAUCCUGAAAGCACCUGUGUCUACCAGAUGUCUUAAUUCAAAUUAUAUCCACAUUUAUUUCCUCAAACUGCUAAAUACAUGCUAAGGUGUGACAUCCAUAUACUUGCAUAUCCUCUUUGAUGUCUGAAUUCAAUCUGAUACAUUUCUAGUGAGAGUAAUUUGAAUGUACUGCAGUAUGUUGUCUGGAAAAGUAUAUUCUCCAUACACUAAGGUAAAUUAGAAGUUCCAUCCUCUGCCUCCCUUCCUCACCACAGGCAAGAUGGUGCCCCUGAGGGGUUGUGUGGUGCAGUGGCACAAGCAGAUGCUAAGAGUACACCGGUGAGAAUGAAUUAUCCAAUGCAUUUUAGAUGUCACUGUAACCUGUUAUCAAAUAGUGUAUCACUGCAAGCAAAAAUGUGAUAUGAUUAUAAUCUUAGAUCUGGCAUAACUAGCCUUGCUGGUAUAGGUCUGUAAGUGUGACUUUGUGUUCGGUUUCUAUAUGCUGGCCAGCCACACAAGAUGUAUACAGUAAUCCCAAAAGAUGCGUAAUCCUGAUGUAUUUUCCCACGCUAGCAUUCUCUACAUAUUCUGAUAUUUUAUUGUUGAUAUUAAUAUGAUUUAAUUUUUGUCAUAGAAUUGUUUCAUAGAUUUUGUGUAUAUUAAAGCAUAUAAAAGCAGA
Molecule: messenger RNA, 4452 nt
Organism: Portunus trituberculatus (swimming crab)
Lineage: Eukaryota; Metazoa; Arthropoda; Malacostraca; Decapoda; Portunidae
Product: alanine aminotransferase 1-like
Exons: 12
Coding region: 158-1675 (505 amino acids)
Biological process (GO): biosynthetic process
Molecular function (GO): L-alanine:2-oxoglutarate transaminase activity; pyridoxal phosphate binding
Source: RefSeq, a predicted model, not a curated record